AUGUAAACAACGAAGAAGAAGAAGAGGUCAGCUGACUCAAGCUAGUCAAUUUAGCUACAACUGUCUUCUCCAGGAAAGAGGACUACACAGCAAAUUGAUGAAUUAGAUUUUUGUUUGAUAUUUUAGUUAAUCUCUACACAAAUUCCCGGUGUAACAAACAGCAUGAAAGGUUUAUAUUGCCGAGUCGGUGUGAAUGAUGCUGAGCCCAAGUUCGUUAUUCAGGAAACGUCUAUCUCAGAGGUCUUAGGCGGCCAUCAGGUCAGAGUUCAGGUGAAGGCAUGUGGACUCAGCGCUCUGGACCUCAAGUUGCUCGAGGACGUCGGGAUCCAGAGAGAUUUAAUCCCCGUCGGCAGAGAGGUGGCUGGGGUCGUCCUGCAAGUGGGUUCAGAUGUUGCCUUUUUCCAGCCGGAGGACGAAGUCGUAGGUAUUCUUCCUCUGGAUUCUCCCUGCUCUGGACUCUGUGAUACCAUUGACAUAGAUGAACACUAUUUAGUUCAGAAGCCAGAGAAGCUGAGCUCGGUGUGUGUUGCUGGAGCGCUGCAGGACGGACUCUGUGCUUACACCGCUCUGCACACACACGCCCGCAUGGCAGCCGGACACACGCUCCUGGUUCUGGACGGCGCCAGUUCUUUCGGCCUGAUGUGCAUCCAGCUGGCUUGUUACCAUGGAGUGAAGGUCCUGACGACGUCACACUCACAGCAAAAACACACAUUCCUGGAGCAGCUUCGGCCCAGCGUAGGUGUUCAGGAUCCUCUAGUUGCCAGGGUGAUUCCGGUCUAUAAGGACUCAUCGGACCUGCUGCCGGUGGUUUUGGAGGAGACAGGAGGACUGGGAGUGGAUAUAGUCAUAGACUCAGGAGUGCGUCUACAAGAAGACAAGGAGCCAGAAGAGAUGAAGCUCCUCCCACACAAGCAUGACAUCAUCAGCGUGCUGGGAGUCGGGGGGCACUGGGUCACAUCCCACCAAGACCUGCAGUUGGAUCCUCCAGACUGCAGAUUACUCCACUUAAAAUCAGCCUCCGUGUCUUUCCUCAACCCUGAAGUCUGGACGGCUUCAUCGGCUCAGCAAGGAAGAUAUCUCCAUAUUAUGAAGGACAUCGUGGAGAAGAUGUCAGCUGGAGUACUCAGACCUCAACCUGAGGAGGCUGUCCCUCUCUACGAAGCCACAGUUGCCAUGGAGACCGUGCAGCGUCACCAGAAGAAGAGGGCGGUUGUUCAACUGUGACCAAAUGACUCUGCUGGGAUGCUGCUACAGAUAACAAGUCAAUAAGAUCGCUUCUCCCUGCAGUUCACGUAUCGUUGAGGCAGUGAAACCUGUCCCAGCAUGCACUGCAGGGACCACAAGGAGACGACAUGGACCCGUUUGACUUUAAACUGCAGAGGAUCACUGUAGAUUUUCUUCUUCAGAGGAAACAGUCGUACCCACAGAGCCGCCGUGUGUCGUUUCAAACACAGACACAUUGAACCACAUUCAGACCCAGUUUUUAAAUGACAUGUUUAGCCUCUAAAUAUUUAUGAAUUCAUGCGGCUUUCAAAUUAGACUACAAACCAUAUCAAAGCCUGUUUGAUCAGUUUGAAUUUUUAUUGGUGAAUCCACACAGCUUCAUCCCAACAAAUGUUGUGUUAUACAUUUAAAAAGAAACGACUGCGAUUGUGGUGAAUUCCUGAGAGAAUUUGCUUGUGAUGUAAAAAAACAUUCAUGAUUGAAGGUUUGCAUCCAAAUGACUGUAUAAACAGCAAAUACAGUUUAUGUUAUUGAACUAAGUGUACUGGCUUAUAUGUUGCAGAUUUUGUUUACUGACGCCAACAGCUUUGUAAUUACUUGUAUUAAAUCUUAAAUGAAUGGAAAAGAUCA
Molecule: messenger RNA, 1854 nt
Organism: Thunnus maccoyii (southern bluefin tuna)
Lineage: Eukaryota; Metazoa; Chordata; Actinopteri; Scombriformes; Scombridae
Gene: cryzl1
Product: crystallin, zeta (quinone reductase)-like 1
Exons: 13
Coding region: 163-1224 (353 amino acids)
Molecular function (GO): oxidoreductase activity
Source: RefSeq, a predicted model, not a curated record